CUUCCAAUAGCUGACACAGGAGUGGAUAUCCUCCCCCUUGAUUUAAAAAGCACCUGAAGCAAGUGGACAACAACAGGGUCAUGAAGCUUCUCUGCCUGCUGCUGUUGGCCUGUUUGGCUGGCUGUGGUGCUUCCAGUUCAAGAGACUGGGCUCAUCACGGGGCUCCCAUGUUUGCCGACCUCACAGUUCGUGAAUUGAAAGCUGUCCGGGCGUACCUGCAUGGUCUUCCGCAACUGGAGCUCACAGAUGCUCGCAGCAAGCCUCUGAAGAAGAACAGCAUCCUUCUGAUAGAACUCCAUUUGCCAAAGAAGCACGAAGCCCUGAGAGCUCUGGACCGAGGACAGUCAAAACCCCCACGUCAAGCCCGUGUCAUCAUUCAGUUCGGGAACCAAAUCAAACCCAACAUCACUGAGUACAUUGUAAGUCCAUUGCCAUCCCCAAAGUCCCAUGAAGUUAAGACCUUCAAGGGGGGGAAGCCUGUCGGCUUUGAUUCAAGGCCUAUUACUGCUGCAGAGUAUCGCCAUAUGAUUGCCAUCCUUGAGAAGAUUACAACUAAAGCUCACAAACUCCUCUUUGAGACCACAGGUGGGUUUUCCUUCACUAACUGCUCUAACCGCUGCCUGACGUUCUCUGACAUAGCCCCCCGUGGUCUGGGUCCUGGUGAGAGGAGAACCUGGAUCAUGUUGCAGAAGUUUGUGGAGGGUUAUUUCAUCCACCCAGUUGGGUUUGAGGUACUGGUCAACCAUCGGGACCUGGACCCAGAAAAAUGGGGAGUCGAAAAGGUCUGGUACAACAGCAUGUACUUUGACAGUGUUGAGGAGCUGGUAGAAAAGUAUGAGUCAGGAGAUGUGGAGAAGAUCAAGUUGCCCGAUCACGAUGACAAUGACCUCUACUCCACCUACAUCCCCCGGGGUCACAGCAACACCCCCACCAAUAUCCACGGGCCAAAGCUUGUGGAGCCUCAGGGGCCUCGCUAUCUCGUUGACCGCAACUUUGUUGAAUACUCUGGAUGGUCUUUUGCCUACAGAGUUCGCUCAUCAGCCGGGCUUCAAAUCUUUGACCUACGUUUCAAUGGAGAAAGGAUUGCCUAUGAAGUCAGCCUCCAAGAAGCGAUUGCCUUCUAUGCUGGUGACACUCCUGCGGCCAUGCAAACAAAGUAUAUCGAUGCAGGAUGGGCCAUGGGCAGUUCAAGCUUCGAGCUAGCGCCUGGAAUCGACUGUCCAGAAAUUGCCACAUUUAUCGACCUUAACCACUACUACGACACGGACAAACCUCUGCACCACAAAAAUGCACUUUGUAUUUUUGAGAUGACAACGGGUAUGCCACUCAGAAGGCAUUUCAACUCCAACUUCAAGGGGGGAUACAACUUCUACGGGGGGCUGGAAAACAGCGUGCUGGUGCUGCGGACAACCUCGACGGUUUACAACUAUGAUUACAUCUGGGACUUCGUCUUCUACCAGAAUGGGGUGAUGGAGGUAAAGGUCAGCGCCACUGGAUACAUCCACGCCACAUUCUUGACAUCCAAUGGACUUCAAUAUGGCAACAAGGUGUACGAUUAUGCGCUGGGUAACUUGCACACACACCUUGUCCAUUACAAGGUGGAUCUGGAUAUCGCUGGUCGAGAGAACAGCUUUGAGUCGAUUGAUCUGAAGUUUGUCAACUUCACAAAUCCCUGGAGCCCGAAGAAUUUCAUUGUCCAGUCCAAACUCCACAAGACAGAGCACAAGACCGAGCGAUCUGCCGCCUUCCCAUUUGGCAAAAAGUUCCCCCGCUAUGUGCACUUUUACAACGCCAACAAGAAAAAUAAAUGGGGGCACCAGAAGGGUUACCGAAUUCAGUUCAACUCACAUGCCCAUAGUGUCCUUCCAAAAGGCUGGAGAGAGGAAAACGGCAUCAGUUGGUCAAGGUAUCCUCUUGCUGUGACUCGUCAUAAAGAUAGUGAAGCCAGCAGCAGCAGCAUUUACAGCCAGAAUGAUCCCUGGGAACCUGCCGUGUCCUUUGAGGACUACAUACGCAACAAUGAGGACAUAGUCAACCAGGACCUAGUUGCCUGGGUGACGGUGGGGUUCCUGCAUGUGCCUCACUCAGAAGACAUCCCCAACACGGCGACACCCGGCAACGCAGUGGGCUUCUUCCUUCGUCCCUUCAAUUUCUUCGACGAAGACCCUUCGCUGUCGUCGCGCAGCACCGUCAUCGUCCGGCCGGGCCAGGAUGGCAAACCCAAGGUCCAGAGAUGGACACCUGAGGUCGUAGGACACUGUGUGACAGACAAGCCAUUCUUUUACAACGGCACCUAUGCAGGUGUCUAGUGAGGUUUUCUAAAUAGUGAUUUAGUACAAUUUCAAUACACUAAUAAGGCUCAAUUACACAAUGUGGAUCUUAGCUAAUGACAAUCACUUGAAGAACAUAAAGUCAGAUUCAUGUAUAACAAUAUGACAGCCUAUGAGAACAAAUGUAAAAGAAAGACAAUUUUAAAAGGAAAAGGUUGAUAUUGUGUUAUUGUCUUUUCAGAAAUGCUACUUUUUUUCUAUCAAUGGUCAUGUACAACUUAAAACCAUACUUUUAAGUGAAAUUAUUGCACUAACAUCAAACAACCCCUUUUCAAACACCACUUGACAUAAUCCAUGUCUCUUUCCUAUCUCCCAUAAAUUACUCUUAAUGGCAAAGUUUAUGUAACACAGUAUAGCAAACCACACAUGUAACCUGGCAGGGGGAAGGGGAGUCGGUGUGGGGCAUGGAGGUCUUGAGAACUCCAGUAAUCCCAUGGCGGGUCACCGUGGCUGAGGUUUAGCAGCAGCAAGCAUCCAGGAUGCAGGAUGCUCCGUAUCCGCCCCACAUGGGUCUAAACUACCGUCCCUCAGCACGCUCCACCCGCCCCCAUGGAGGGAAUGUUUUCGCUACACAGACAACAGGCCUUACAGAGCAAACAGCCUGAUUCCGGAUCCUUCCACACAAACAGACCAGAUACCACCUGGAGGAGCCGUCGCCCCUGGAAACCUAUCCAUACGUACAAUGUGGCAGAAUUCACGGAAAAUCAACAGCACAUGUUACUGCUCUGUCCUUUAUGCCCACAUUCCUGACCUAGCCACGUGACUCAAGGAAAUAUUUUAUAGAGUGACAAAUGAAUCAAUCUUAUCGAUCUUAUUGAAUGUUAUUGAUAAUAUUUUGUAUCAAAUGUUUUGUAUCAAACAAUGAUUAAUAAACACAUUUUUCUUUUUUGCCAUCAAGCUGAAUAAAACUUCUAAAAAGCA
Molecule: messenger RNA, 3251 nt
Organism: Platichthys flesus (European flounder)
Lineage: Eukaryota; Metazoa; Chordata; Actinopteri; Pleuronectiformes; Pleuronectidae
Gene: aoc1
Product: amine oxidase copper containing 1
Exons: 5
Coding region: 81-2309 (742 amino acids)
Biological process (GO): response to antibiotic; amine metabolic process
Cellular component (GO): plasma membrane
Molecular function (GO): copper ion binding; diamine oxidase activity; primary methylamine oxidase activity
Source: RefSeq, a predicted model, not a curated record